CUGAGAGGAGCAUCAGUCAGCAGACGGAUUGAGACAAAGAUCAAGAUGAAGCUCAUACUUCUCUGCCUUGUGAUCGUGACCCUCCAGCUGCAAGGUACAAACCCUGAAACGACAAAAAGCCCCGAUACAAAACCUGCAAUUACAAAGCGCUCUGACUUGAAUCCCACAACCACUAAAAGUGCAGGCCCGAAUCCCACAACUACUAAACGUGCAGGAGGAAACGCAGUAACUAUCAGACCUCCUAUUAUUGGUCCAGUGCCUACAGCACCUGCUGGUCGAAUAACAACAAAACGUCCUGGCCCUAAUCCCACAACUACUAAACGUGCAGGAGGAAACGCAGUAACUAUCAGACCUCCUAUUAUUGGUCCAGUGCCUGCAGCACCUGCUGGUCGAACAACAACAAAACGUCCAGUGACUAAGACGAGACGAGGUUUAGAGUGCUACGACUGCAAUAUCAGAACCUGUAAGAAAAAGCACAGUGCUCCCUGUAAAUCUACCGAGGACACGUGUAUGAGGAUUUCCAGAAAAAUUGUAGGCUAUGAUGGCACCCCAGAUCGUGAAAAUGAGUUUAACCCAACCAUGAACGUUCUUGUGUGGGAGCGGAAAUGCACAACUGCCGCCGAUUGCAAGAAAAGACAGAGUGACACCCGCCUUGGCAAGAUGACAAGUUGCUGCAACAAGAACCUGUGCAACGCUUAAAGGGGAGCAGCCAUAUUUGGUUUGAUCUGAUUGGCCCAUGAAUGCAGGACAUGGGGAAGAUGGUAGAGGGCACCAAUACAAUGAUUUCCCCUCAGUUACACUUUGCAAUAAAAGCGCCAACGAAAA
This is a messenger RNA of Xenopus laevis (African clawed frog), 825 nucleotides long. RefSeq names its product salivary glue protein Sgs-3-like. The transcript has 15 exons. Lineage: Eukaryota; Metazoa; Chordata; Amphibia; Anura; Pipidae. The record is from RefSeq and is a predicted model, not a curated record. Bases 46 to 699 code for a protein of 217 amino acids.